Messenger RNA from Manihot esculenta (cassava), 3075 nucleotides. RefSeq names its product peptide-N4-(N-acetyl-beta-glucosaminyl)asparagine amidase A. Gene Ontology annotation, cellular component: vacuole. Lineage: Eukaryota; Viridiplantae; Streptophyta; Magnoliopsida; Malpighiales; Euphorbiaceae. Bases 1137 to 2807 code for a protein of 556 amino acids. The transcript has a single exon. The record is from RefSeq and is a predicted model, not a curated record.
CGGACUCCUAGAGCAAAGUCAAAGUCUUUUUUUUUUUAAUUUUCGUUUGCCUUUUAGUUUAAUUAUUUAUUGUUUUGCUUUAUUUUUCCUUGUCUAUGGAGAGGAAAGAAAGAUAAUUUGUUUUGAUACUACAGUUUUUCUGUGUUUUCUCCAUGAGAGUGUUAAGAUGUGCUGUUUGCUUUUUUUGUUUUUAUUGGUUGGUGUGUUUUGUUUUGAUUUUUUAGGUUCCAUUGCUGAUUGAGGAGGAAGUUAUGCCUUGAUAGACUUGUUUCUGGAGGGUUCAACUAUGGUUGCUGGAGGAGGAACCUCGACAUCUCGAGACUGCAUCGAUGCAUCUGAUAGUUCACGCUUCUUUCAGUCUUUUUCGAAUGCUCUCUGAGUUGCUAUUGUCAACGGUUCUUCUGUUCAUGCUAGUGGCCCUUGUCCUCUUGCAUGUCCACUUUGUGGCGUUUUUUUUUUUUUUAUUUGCUGUUCUAAUGUUCUUUUGUGCCGCUUAUUUUUAAAUCGGUGCUGCUCGGUUUGACGUCGGUCGUUGGCGAAGCGCAGUUGAUUGUUUGACAUUUCGUUUUUUGUGUUUUAGUUGUUUUCCGUGUUUACAUGUGUUGAGUUGGGGUGAUUCAAUUUGUUUGUUGGUUUGAUUUUUUUUAAUAGAUUUUCACUUUUAUUUUUCUUUGAGUUGUUAGGUUUAGUUUUGGUUCAUUUUGAAUUGGGCUAUUAGUGUUUAUUUUGAAUUGGGCAAUUAGUGUAUUUGUCUACCCUCCUUAGAUGUAGUCCUAUAAACCUGAUGAAAUGCAAUAUAUUAUGCAAAAGCUGAAAUUUUUUCAAGUGGAAUAUCUAAUAACUCAGAAGCAACUUGAUUCAUUAACCGGCCUAGCUUUAAAAGAGAACUUUUAACAGUGUUUGUAUAUGGAUUGUUCUGAAUCUCAAUGGUCAACCAGUUACACAACUAGACAUGCAGAAUGAGUUUCUGCUAUGAUCAAGAAGAUCCCAACUGUUUCUUCUUCGCACUAUUGUGACUGGCAAGGCAUACAUAAUUCAUGACCCUCACAUAUUUCAUAACUAUGUGCAUGAUUUUUAUUUAUAUUGAGUAGCAGAAAUCAAACACCAAAGAAAGCACUCUCCUCUUGCUCCAAAAAAUGAAGACAUUUCUCAGUCUUCUCUGCUUUCUCUUUUUCAUCCCACUAUCCUUAAUCUUCCCUUCUACCACUUUUGGGUUGCAAGAAUCCCAAGAAUACUUUGAAAUCACUCCUCCUCUACCAUCAGAUCAUUUGGCUCCAUCAUGCAUCAACUCAAUCAUCAACCACACCUUCACAAACACCGCUAACUUUCUCUUUUCCACCCCUUAUUCUCCCCCUUCUGAUUGCUCAUCUCCAUGGAGCCAUGUUGUGCUCAAUUUCCAAGCUGAAUGCAGCAAUGAAACUUCCUACAGCAUAUCUGGUUUAUGGCUUGGUGGCGUAGAGCUGCUUCGCACUAGCACGCCCAAACUGAGCACCAACAGAUCAAGCAACUUGUGGAGAUUCAAAAAGGACAUCUCUAGGUACUCCUCUCUUCUUGCAAAAACAAAUCUUAACCUCACAAUGAUGCUUCAAAGUGUUGGUAAUGAUGUCUCUGCUGGGGUUUACAAUGUUAGUGUCACUCUCUUCUUCUAUGGUGGGGCUAAUGUGGUAGAAGAUCAGUUGAGUUUCUAUGAUACACCUGCUGAUUUAAUUGUUCCAAUAUCUGAUGAUGGGGAAACUGGGUUUUGGUUCGAAAUAAAAAAUGAGUUAGAUCUGCCUUCGAAGCAGAUCGUAGUCCCACAAAACACUCGCCGGGCUGUUCUUGAAGUUUAUGUUUCAUUUCAUGGAAAUGAUGAGUCUUGGUACUCAAAUCCAUCAAGUUCAUACAUGAGAAUGAAUAAUAUCUCUUUACUAGGCAAUGGUGCUUGUAGAGAGGUACUUGUGACAAUAGAUGGAGCUACUGUGGGCUCAGAGUUGCCAUUUCCAGUUAUCUUCUUGACUGCUAGGAUCAACUCUUUGUUUUGGAAACCAGUUGUUGCCAUUGGGGCUUUCAAUCUCCCUUCUUAUGAUUUUGAGGUGACACCUUUCUUAGAGAAGAUUUUGGAUGGUGAGGUUCAUGAAUUUGGAGUUGGAAUAGGCGACGCGAUUCCAUAUUGGUUUGUUGAUGCAAAUUUGCAUAUCUGGCUAGACAAAGGCUCAUCUUCUGUCACAGCAGGAACUGUGAUUGCUCAUAAUCCUUCUCUUGCAUUACAAGGCCAGGAACAAUUUAAGCGGCUUGAUGGGUCAUUUGAGACUAAAGGAAAGGGAAGGAGUGAAUCCAAGGGAUGGGUCAUCUCAAGUUCAGGGAACCUGACAACUCUUACAAUGCAGGAGUUCAGGUUCCGGAGCUUUAUACAAUUUGAAAACAAUGCAACUUACAGAUUUGUUAAAAUGAAAAUCAAGGUACACAAGGAAGUUCAGGUUUUCAAUGAGAGGAGAGAGUUGCUUAAACGUGUUAUUGUUACAAGGAAAUACCCUUUAAGAAUUAUCACUUCAGUUUUAUCAGGGAAAUUUGUGUCAAAUAUCUCUCAUGCUUUUGAGGAGACAUGGUCUAAUGGAAAUAACUUGUCAAGGACUACUGAUAAUCUCCAGAAUUGGAAUGGAUGGAUUCCGAUUUCAGAGCAGCAGCAGCCUAGUCUUUCUGGUGAUUCAAACGCUGAUCAGAGGUUGGUUUACAAGGAUGAGUCCAUCUGCUACUCCAGGAUUGUUGCAGUUGCCAAUGGCAGACUCUUUGCAGAUGAUUUAAGAUAUGGCUGCAUCUCCAGUUCUUAAACCUUUAAUUACCUUUAUCAUUUUAGCUAUAAUUAGUGUGCAUUCACAUGAGGAUUUGCUUCUUGUGUACAUCACUUGAAUUUGAUCUCUUAAUUUCUUGCUUGGUUAAUAAAGUUGGAGGAGAGACUUAGAACUUAUGAUCAUGACCAAGUUGAGAAAUUUGAUCAAUGAUGAUAAUUACAGUAAGAUCUAAAUAUAAGUAAAAGAUACUAUCUAUAAAAAUACAUUAGUGGCUUUUUAUUGACCAAAUAUAUAAAGAAUUUUUUUA